Aspergillus versicolor CBS 583.65 is the source of this 2085-nucleotide messenger RNA. RefSeq lists its product as uncharacterized. Gene Ontology annotation, cellular component: nucleus. NCBI's taxonomy places the organism in Eukaryota, Fungi, Ascomycota, Eurotiomycetes, Eurotiales, Aspergillaceae. Gene Ontology annotation, biological process: regulation of DNA-templated transcription. Gene Ontology annotation, molecular function: zinc ion binding; DNA-binding transcription factor activity, RNA polymerase II-specific; transcription cis-regulatory region binding. The transcript has 4 exons. Bases 105 to 1877 code for a protein of 590 amino acids. The record is from RefSeq and is a predicted model, not a curated record.
CCAUCCUUUUUCGGCCAUCUUUCUAUCUCGUGGCCGUCAGGAUUCGUGCAUCGGCCCCGGCCUCCGUUUCCGUGUGAGCGCUCGAAGAUCCACCCGCAUCCACCAUGGACAGGCGGGGCCCAUACGGCUUAGCUUGCAUGGCUUGCUUCAAAGCCAAGAGCAAGUGUGUUGCACAGUCGGAUGGGGAAGGAUGUCAGAGAUGCCAUCGCCUGAAUAAGCAAUGUUAUCCCUCGGAGUCCUGCAGGAAGCGCAGCUCCCAAUCAGUUUCCAGCUCCCAGUUUUCACAAUUGGAGUCCAAGCUUGACAGGGUGUUGUCGCUACUGGAGUCCGCUCCUGCAGGUGCACCCCCGACCUUCAACCAGCCAAACAAGUCCGUGGGUGCGUCUUUCUCGGAAGAGUCCGUUAUCAACUCGAGCAUAAACCUAGACGCCAUAUAUGAAAAGCACGCUUUUCACCCACCCCCUAUCCGAGAUUCAGAGGAAACGUUAAUUUUAUUUCGUCGUGACUUUCUCCCACAUUGUCCAUUCAUCUAUCUACCUCCGAAAUUGACAGCCAGGGAGCUUGAGCUGGAGAGGCCCUUCCUUUUCGAAAAUAUACUAUGCGCAACCGCCCACUGCAUACAAGACAGGGAUGCACGAGAGAGGGAAAUUAAGAUGAAAAUUGCCAAUGCUACCGUCAUGCAGAGCCGGCCCAGUAUAGACCUGCUUCUUGGGACAUUGAUCUAUACUCUAUGGGGACAUUCAGGGUUCCGUACUGAUAUCACCUGUGUCCCGCGAGUGAUGGCACUCGCUAUCUCCAUCGCCCAUAAGCUCCACCUCAACGAGCCAAUACCAGAUAAUGCACAUACGUCCCUUGAACUUGGUGGUGCUGCUUACAUGAAAAGGAAUGAGUAUCCAGGGGGUCGUUCCCUUGAGGAAGUACGUGCUGUACUGGGAUGCUUCCUCAUAAGCUCUGUCAUUUCAAUUUUUUACUCGGAGACGGAUACAAUGCGCUGGACUACGCAAAUGGAUCAGUAUCUUAGUGCAAUCGAGGCCAGUGCAGAGCAUACUGAUCGUGCAUUGGCCACUCAUAUACGCCUGCAGCUCCUCAUUGAGAACGCCAGGCAAGCUCGCGGCCAGCAUGACACACAGGUCUCGAUUCGGGUUUUCGCCGGGUCCUACCGGUCGCAGCUACAGAUUCUCCGAAAAUCCAUACCUCUGGAACUAGAAAACGAAGACAUGAUCCGCAUGCACAUACACUACGCUGAUAUCAGCAUCCAUGAAACUGCAUAUUCAGCGGCCUAUGGCAUUCCAGCGUCUGCAUGUGAGGAAGCUACCACGAAUAGUGUGCUAGGCCCGGAGGCUGUCGAAUGCAUGUAUAAUUCUUUACUCGCGAUCAGAUCCUACUUUGCCGUGCAUUCGAGGCUCACAGCUCGGGGGCUCAUAGGGUCCUCGCUCAUGACAUGGGCCCAAUUUUGCCGGUGCCAGGUGACUGCCUACCGGCUCUCUAUACAUCCGGCCGCCGACUGGGAUCGGGAUGCGGUCCGUAAAACUGUUGAUCUCGUUCGUGUGCUAGAAACCGUCCGCCAGACAUCCAAGGCUGCCUCUGUCGACUCUGGCGAGCCGCACGAAGAUGAUAAGUGGAAGCGGACAGAACACAUCAUGGAAACAAUGAUAAGAUGGCUAAUCCCUAGGCUCAAGCCUGACGUCGUAAAAGGGUCUCCGCUCCGUGGAACUUCAGGGCCUACGAAUACGGCACCCGAUACGGAACCCAAGAUCGUAUCCUCUCACAGCUCUUCUGGGGCAUAUGCUCCCGGUGUCAGCGCACCCUGGCUCCAUGCAUUUGGUCUGACGUCUGCGGCUCCCCCUGAAGGCCCUUCAGAACAGAAACGCUUCUGAUGUUUUAUUAACAGUACGGUGGCCUAUCUGGCUCUGGUGAACCGUUCAGCUUGUACAUCCCACUGUAUAUAAGACAAGUUGACAUUCCAUUCGCCUCGUGACGGAGUAAAAGCCCAUUCUCUUUAUUCGUCAUGCUCCAACCUCCAUUUCAGUAUUCACAAAUAGAGUCGGACUUGUAGCGAGGUACGACUUCGCAUAUUCUGGGCCG